Alnus glutinosa is the source of this 1222-nucleotide messenger RNA. RefSeq names its product B3 domain-containing protein Os01g0723500-like. Gene Ontology annotation, molecular function: DNA binding. NCBI's taxonomy places the organism in Eukaryota, Viridiplantae, Streptophyta, Magnoliopsida, Fagales, Betulaceae. The record is from RefSeq and is a predicted model, not a curated record. The transcript has 4 exons. The coding region runs from base 209 to 1003 and encodes 264 amino acids.
AAAGCCUGUAAUGGGAAACUCUCAUCACAUGCAAGCUGUCACUCUGUAAACACCCACUUCCAUUCUCUCUCCCUCUCUCUAUCGCUUAUCUCUUUAUAAGAAAGGGGAAGGCAGAGCCAUGCAGCUCUAUGUAUAGUAAAAUAUUAAACAGGCGACACUUCAAAGAUCUUGACUUCGCUAAGGUUUUCAAAGCUGAAAACAGAGGAAGAUGACGGGUGAGAUUCAUGAAGACAUGGAUGAGUUUGAAGACAAUAGGCCCUGCUUCUUCAAGCUCAUCUUUGGAGGCUUCAACACUGAGCAACUGCGAAUCCCACGAAAGUUUGUGAAGCAUUUACCGAAAGAAUUGCCUGAUCAAGCAAUUCUUAGGGAUUCCUCUGGUGACGAGUGGCGUGUUAAACUGUGCAAGACUGUAGAAGACAUAUAUCUGCAAGAUGGUUGGAAGCAGUACUUUGAAGAUCACUCCUUGGGGGACAAUGAAUUCUUGCUUUUCAAACAUAAUGGAGAAAUGUCUUUUGAUGUACUGAUUUUUGGAAAAGAUGGUUGCGAGAGAGUUUAUGCUUCUAUUAACAAGCACACUCCAGUACAUGAUGAAGCAGACCAGCUUACAAAACUCAAAGAGAAAGACAUCCAGAGAAGGAAAAAAUUAGAGGAAAAGGAGCCUCCCACCCAGAAAAGAAAGGUUUGGAAAAUGGCCGAGUCUUUUACCUCCGAUUUUCCUUACUUCAAGAGAUGCAUGACAAAAUCCCAUGUGGAGAAGGUGUUCAUACUUCGAGUCCCAGCUGUUUUUGCUAAAGAACACCUUCCUCCUCAAGGCAGGGCAAAGAUUGUUGUGAGGAAUUCAGAAGAUAAAUCUUGGGAAGUGAAUUACGUGAGCAAUGGGUGGAACCAUGUCCUUUCUGGAGGGUUCAAAGCCUUUGUACUUGAAAACAAGCUCAAGAUUGGUGAUAUCUGCAUAUUUGAGCUUUUGGGGAAACAAGAAAUCCGAGUCCAUAUUUUCCGCUGACCGAAAUUUGAGUUAACCUGCCUUUUAGAAGACACUCUCACACACUUUUCAGACAACAUGGAAGAUAGUGUUGAACAGAACCUUCACUUGUGGGCACAAGUUCAAGGCUUUCAAAAUGCUUGUUUGUUUUCUGGGCUAAACCUUUCGUUUGGGCCCGAAUCUUCGGCCCAUGAGUUUAAAUCUCAAGAGCUGGGCUUUAGGCCCAUAAAGGUUGACAAA